Molecule: messenger RNA, 3189 nt
Organism: Malassezia restricta
Lineage: Eukaryota; Fungi; Basidiomycota; Malasseziomycetes; Malasseziales; Malasseziaceae
Product: importin-9
Exons: 1
Coding region: 1-3189 (1062 amino acids)
Biological process (GO): protein import into nucleus
Cellular component (GO): nuclear envelope; cytosol
Molecular function (GO): small GTPase binding
Source: RefSeq, a predicted model, not a curated record
AUGGACACGCUCGUGGCGCGUCUCCAAGACACGCUUUCGAGUGACCAGGCGACGCGUGAUGCGGCGGAGCAGUAUUUAGCACAUGAGACGCUCCCCAAAAGUGGCACAGACGACGUGCUGGGUGUCCAACUGGCGCAGAUCUUAUCGGAGGCGUCCCUGUCUCUCUUUGUGCGACAGGCAGCUGCUAUUGCGCUAAAAAAGUACGUGCGCAAGCGCUGGUCUAUCUUUUUUGAUACAUUUACGCAAGAUAUGGUGGUGAAUGGCAUUGUACAGACUGUGGAUGCCACACCGGUCGAGGCAAAAGAACACAUUCGCACGUCUCUUUUGGCCUGUCUGUGCGAUGCUGAGCCGAAGGUGCGCAGCCAGGCAUCAGAUAUCCUCUCUUUGAUUAGCAGCUGUGACUUUCCAGACCAUUUUCCACAGCUUCUGCCUACACUACAAGGGUACCUUCAUUCUUAUACUGAACAGGACGCUCAUGCGGCGUACAAGGUCCAUGGCGCGAUGAAAUUCCUUCUCGACUUGGUCCAUGUGGAACUGGACGAGAAUCAACUGCUGAUGGUGGCGCAGCAGCUGGUGCCUUUGCUCCAGGGUAUUGUAAGCAGCUCCAGUGACUGGAUUACGCCUCACACACGGGCGCGCUGCAUCAAUGUGUUCCACCAGUGCCUCAUCUCGCUCUAUAUGGCAAAGGAUACGUACGUUGAUACGGUGCAUAUGGUCACGACGCACUACCUUCCACCCUGGCUCCAGGGCAUGCAGGUGCUCAUGUCACCCGACUUUUUCAACUCGGCGAAUUGGCAGGAGCCUGUGACAUGGGAGAUGCUAGGCUUGCGUCACGAAAUCGUCGCAUUCCUUGGAACGGCCUCGCACUUUCGAAACAUUUUUCAGGAAUACGCACCGACUUUGCUGCGCCUUGUCAUUGCUCAACUCCAAGCCAUGGUACCGCUUUUUAUCGAGUGCCAUAUGCUUGACAACAUAUCGUUUCCGUCCUCUGUCGAGGCCGAUGCGGAUGUGGCAUGCAGCGUGUCUAUGCUAGCCGAGAGCUGCUUUACGUUUCUCACUCGCCAGAGUCGUGCUGCUGCUAUGCGAGACGUUUGUGUUCAGGGCGGUGUUGGCGGCGAUGGUGCCGCCACAGACACGCUGCAUACACUCCUGGUACUCAUGCGCACGUACGCACAAGUCACGAACGAAGACGUUGAGACGUGGGAAGCGGAUCUGAAUGCGUAUGUGGAACAGGACGAUGCAGAAAAUGUCCUAGCAGGACUUCGACCUGCGAUCUCCGACUUGCUGGAAAAUAUGCUCGACUCUUUCCCCCUGCCGGUGCUGCGCCAGCUGCGUGUGUGCGUCGAUGGCAUAUCUACGGCGCAGGCGCACGCUAAGGACGCCUGGUGGGUCCCCAUCGAGGCCCAACUCUGGCUCAUUGGUGCGUCGCAUGAGGCGGUGGAUGAUAUUUUGUUGGACCGCGACGACGCGGAUUUAUUGUCAAUACCGCGCAUGCUGGAGCUUCUGGUUUUACCGCAUCUCUCGAUGCAGGCGCCCAUAUACCUCUGUGGCCGGUGCUUUGUUUUUGCUUCGCAGUACGUCCAGGCACUUCCGCAGGAUGUGGCGCGGCGCAUUUUCGUGGCCGCCGUGGAUGUUGUACGUAUGCCGGACGCGUCUCUUCCCCUGAAAUUGUCGGCAGUGCGAGCUAUAUGUAACAUCAAGAUGGACCGUGCUGAAGCUACUGGGUCGGACGAUGCGGCUGUGUUGGAGCACUUUACCACGCUACUACCUGUCGCAACACACUCGACGCUCGUGCUUCUUCUAGACACGCUCGAAGCCUUUAUUCCCCGGGACAAGUCCAGCUCGCUGUCUCUCGAUGUGCUGCAGCGCAUGACCGAAGCCAUCCUGCUGUCUUGGCGACAUCACAUGUCGGAUCCUGCGAUUGAGUUGUCGAUUUCGUAUGUGCUGGAAUCGCUUCUCAAGUGCCCUGUACCUGGCUGCCCGGCCCAGACGCUUUACAUGAGCAUGCAGGCAUUCGCGCCUUGCUUAAGCGUGGAUGUCGAGCUCGGCGUGGCUCCGAGCGCGGCAGCGAUGAUCCGGAGUGUGUUUCGCGUUGCGGAUGCCGAGAUGCUGAGAGACGUUGUGUCUUUUGCCUUCCCGGCGGUGGCAUCGUACAUGCUUGUGGGCGAGGAUGUCGAGGCACUCCAGAGUCUGAUGCAAAGUCUUGCGAUCCUUUGUGAGAAGUGCCCACAUGACAUCUUGGGGUGGCACGACGAGCACGACACCCCGUCUCUACAGAUUCUCUUGCGUAUCAUUGAGCGUCUGCUGUGCAUGGACGAGCAAGUUUGUGGACAGGCCUUUGGCAAGUUCCUUGUUGCGCUGUUUGCACAGGCAGGCAGCAUGUUGGCGCCGGUGAUGCCUGCGCUGCUACAUGCUUUGGUCGCCAAGCUGGCGCAGGCAACGAUGCCAGACUGCACACUCACCCUGCUGUACGCGUUAGCGUACCUGAUGGCGCACCACGCCGAGGCUGUUGUGGCCCAGCUGGCUGCGACCGAGCUGGAGGGUGGCGAGUCUGCGCUUGUGACAUUUGUGCGUCGAUGGCUUGCCGAUGUGUUGUAUACCACGACGCCUGACAUGCUUCAGGAGCACAUGACCGCCCUGAUGCAACUCUUUCAGCACUGGACACCGUCGCUGCAGCAUCUCUUUGUGGAUGGCGACGUUCUCCCUGCGCCGGACCAUGUGAUCAUGACUCGCUCGCGUACCAAGGCCUACCAGCAGUAUGAGCAGAUUCCCGCGUCGACCAAGGUACUCAAGCUUCUACUGCAAGAGUACGCGACGAGUCGAAAGCUUCUGGACGAGGCGCAUGCUAGGGACGUGCAGGCCAAGGCACCGCUCGAAGAGCAGCUGGAUCAUGAUGAGUGGUCGGACGAGGAUGACGUGGACUUGGGCCUGGAUAUCAACUGGGCCGACUUCCAGGACGAAGAGGAGGAGGGGGAUGUCAUGGACGAGGCGGACGUGCGUGAGGCAUUGCGUGCGGUGGGCAUCGCGGAUGUCCCAUCAGGUAUCCGCACGCGCCGCGAUGUCGACCGCGUGCGCAGGACGCACUGCCUGGCGCAGUUUCUGCGUUCGCUCGACGCGCGUGUCCCGUAUGUGGGCGAAGCUGUGUCGCAUCUGAAUGCCACAGAGAGGGCGUGUCUAUCGUCACUGUGA